AUGAAUCCAGGCGGAGAAGGCGCGCCAAAUAGGCCAAACAACCCGCCCGACCAAGAGAGGAGAGCCAAUGAUCCUCCUAAUCCAGCAGAAGCUAGAGCUGACCAGCCAGCACCGGCCAGAGACGUUCCUCCGCCCAAUCCGAACGCGCCCGAUGCAGCUGAGCCGCUACAGCCACCUCUUAACCCGCCGCGACCACCACCGGCGUUUGCAAAUGGACAUCAUCGUCACGGUGACAACCAAGGGAUGCCUCAAGACAACCUC
Messenger RNA from Microthlaspi erraticum, 261 nucleotides. NCBI's taxonomy places the organism in Eukaryota, Viridiplantae, Streptophyta, Magnoliopsida, Brassicales, Brassicaceae. The record is from the annotation of a GenBank genome assembly.